Cariama cristata (Red-legged seriema) is the source of this 778-nucleotide messenger RNA. Its product is annotated as alpha-tectorin-like. Gene Ontology annotation, biological process: cell-matrix adhesion. The record is from RefSeq and is a predicted model, not a curated record. The annotation marks the transcript as partial. The transcript is spliced from 5 exons. NCBI's taxonomy places the organism in Eukaryota, Metazoa, Chordata, Aves, Cariamiformes, Cariamidae.
GAGCCGUGAUGAACGUCCAGCUGGCGCAAGAAAAAGCAUCCCUGCUCUACCCCUACGGUCCGGAGCAACGUGACCACAAGAACCCCAAACUUGACGAUGGGACGUCGAAGAAGAUCUCCCUCGCCGUGCCCUUCACCUUCUACGGCAAAGAGUACCAAAUCCUUUACGUGAACAACAACGGCGUGAUUUCCUUCGACAGCCGGGUCAGCCAAUACACCCCCGACCCCUUCCCCCUGGCGGACGGACGCCCCUUCGUGGCUCCGUACUGGGCGGACGUCAACAACGUGCUGGGAGGGGAUGUCUUCUACCGCGAGACCACCGACCCGACGCUGCUGGCGCGCAUCACCGAGAACAUCAACCAAUACUUCCCCGACAUCCCGUACGCCGCCACGUGGGCUUUUGUGGCCACCUGGGACCACGUGGCCUACUAUGGCUCUGUCACCAAUAAGGGCAACACCUUCCAAGCUACCCUGACCACCGACACCAAGACGUCCUUCAUCAUCCUCAACUAUUGGGAUAUCCAAUGGACUACGGGGGAGGCAAGCGGCGGCGACGCCGAAACAGGUCUCGGAGGCACCCCAGCCCAUGCCGGUUUCAACAGCGGAGAUGAAACCAACUUCUACAACAUCCCCGGUUCCCAGACCGAAGCCAUCAUCAACAUCACCAUGACCUCCAACGUCAACGUCCCGGGGCGUUGGGUCUUCCAGGUGGAUAACUUUAAGGUGACAGGGGUCCCCACCGAGGCGCCCAAGGUCGUCGAUAGCAACAACUGCUGGUU